AUGAAUCGAUUUAAAGGAAAUCGAAUUACAAAUGGAUCUAUUUCAUCAUUUGAACAUUUAAAAGAUAUGCAUAAAGUGGAAAAACCUCUAUUUGAUCGUUCAAAUAUUAAACUUGAAGACAAACUUGAUAUUGAAUCUCAAUAUGAUGAAUUAAUAAUACCUAAUUGGACGUAUUCAACUGAUUUAGGUUUUGUUUAUAAUCCAAUUCGAGAGAAACGUAUGAAAAUAAUUAAAAAAAAUAUUCGAAAAACGACAAAAGACUUUGAUUCAAAUGCCGAUUCGAUUGUUAAAUUUAGUCAUAAUAAUGCAAAUGAAAUAAAACUAUUAGAAGCGACUUUUUCAAAAUCUACAAUACCUAUUUCAUCGAAAGAUAUUCAACAUUCAUUCGAAAUUCGUUCUCGUACUCAACGACAACAUAUUGAUAAGAAUUCCAUAGAUUUAAUCUCGAAAGAUAAAUCUUUAUUGCAACAUAAAAAAUAUGAUAUUCUAUUACAUUCUUAUCGUCAAUCUUUUCAAAAUUUCAAUCAUUUUUCAUUAUCACAUAAUUAUCGAUAUGAUAAUGUCUUCAAUAAAAAUAUACUUGACAAAAGACAUUUUUCAAAGAAAGUAUUUAUUUGUAAAGUGCAUUCUUUAUCAUGGCCAGAAUCUUAUCAAUUCAAAGUCAAUAACGAACUACCUUAUAGAAUGAUAGAAAAACUUCAAGCAAUAGAUUCCUUUAAUGGAAUACAACAGCCACAACGAUUGUGCCAUUAA
This is a messenger RNA of Rotaria sp. Silwood2, 753 nucleotides long. The record is from the annotation of a GenBank genome assembly. Lineage: Eukaryota; Metazoa; Rotifera; Eurotatoria; Philodinida; Philodinidae.